Molecule: messenger RNA, 1278 nt
Organism: Chelonoidis abingdonii (Abingdon island giant tortoise)
Lineage: Eukaryota; Metazoa; Chordata; Testudines; Testudinidae
Gene: RAMP2
Product: receptor activity modifying protein 2
Biological process (GO): protein localization to plasma membrane; G protein-coupled receptor signaling pathway; regulation of G protein-coupled receptor signaling pathway
Cellular component (GO): cell surface; signaling receptor complex; membrane
Molecular function (GO): coreceptor activity
Source: RefSeq, a predicted model, not a curated record
GGAGCCGGGCCCGGCAGGCGGACUCUUCUGACGGGUGUCCCACAGGGAGGUCUGGUUUAAGGCAGCACUGAGUAAUCUCAUUUUUCACACGUCUUCUGUAGUCACUACCAGCCCUGUCAGAGGAAAGGAGUUGCUUCCUGUUAUUUCCAUUGAAAUAGUUGUCCUGACCAUUAGCAGGCAGGCUUUUCAGGAUGGCACUUUGCAGAGAGACCGGCUCUGGCAGGCUCUCCCCUGGGCUCCUGCUGCUGCUGCUCUGGGCGGCUCUCGGGAGCGAGCUCCAUCCCGCAGGCACCGCCACCCCCCCAGGAGCCAACGAGUCUCUGGCUGAGCUCCAGAACCAGAUGGUGAUUGAGGAGCCUGAGAACCUGCUCCUCAACCUGACUGCGGAUGAAAAGUACAAUCUGAUAGCCUACAUGUGCUGGGCCAAUUUCAGUCACUGGAUGAGGAACGUGACCAGGGUGCAGCUGUGUGAAUGGAGAGUCAUCAGCAGGCCAUACAGUGACCUCCGCCACUGCCUGGAGACCUUCGCAGAAAAACAGAAUUACAGCUACCCCAACAGCAUCGCCGAGGAGUGCAUUGUCCAGAGCCACCGCACCUACUUCCUGAACUGCACCCAGGAGCACCCCAUGUUCCUCGACCCACCGGAGGACGUGCUGCUGGCCCUCAUCAUUACCCCCAUCUGCCUUAUCCCUUUCCUGGUCACCCUGGUGGUGUGGCGGAGCAAGGACGGCAAGAUGCAGUCCUGAGCGCCGCAGGGCUCCAGGGUGCCAGAGGCAUCGCCAAUGUGUUAGAGAAGCAGACCUGGCUCAAACCUCUGACCCAACCUCUCCUUGCCCCAGGGGAGCCAGCCCCAGGCCUUCGCCUGCUGGCUGAGCUCCAGCGCUGGAGAGGCUGGAAGGCCCGGGUGCUCCACCCCUACCUCUGCAGCACUCGCUUCCGGCUAGGACUGGAACCACUGCUCUGCUCCCACCACUUCCAAGAGCUGGCAGGGGCUCCAUCUCGCAGGCCUGACUGCCAGGCGCAACACUUUGGAGACACUUGGAGAACCAGCCCAGAGCGGCCCCCUCUGAGCCCCUGGAGCAUCCUCCAUCUCUGGCUGAAUGCCCAGGGUUUGUACCCGCUCAAAUGAGGUUACAGCGCUGGGCUUCCAAUCCCAGGCCUCUGACGCAGGCAGGAGGAGAGAGCCCCAUGGGCAACUCUGCUCUGGGUCUCACACCGACGUAACCCCCUGCUGGGGUCCCACUUACAGCUCACCACAGCUUAACAGGUGCAAACCCC